AUGACGAGGCAACGAUCAAAAAAGCUAUCGGAAAGUCGCAAGGCUGAGAAUAUCUCGCGAAACGCAACUACGCUCGACUCCGAUCAGGAAAGCGCCCACUCAGAAAGCGAGAGCGAGAAUCCCAGCAUAGCCUCGAAGGACGAUGAAGAAGAAGAAUUAGACCGACUAGUGCUUGGGGAUGGAGCUGGAUUCAAAGCCCAAUUGGCAUAUGACUUCAACGCCGGCCGCAAUGAGAGCGACGGUGAAGUGGCUGAAGAGGACGAGGAGGCCGAAGAGGGACUGGAGAAUGUAGAUGAUGCAGAUCUUUUCUUUCUUGAUGCGGGACCAUCUACAAUAGACCCGACUGCGCUGGCUACGAGGGCAAGUUCAGAUGAGUACGAUGAUGGAGAUGCGCCAGCAUGGGAAGACAGCGACGAUGAUCGAUUAACCAUAUCCCUCGCCGGCAACCCUCGAUUAAGGAAACUUCGAAAAAGUGAAGCAGAUGACGUGGUCAGUGGCAAGGAAUACACAAGGCGUCUUCGAAGGCAAUUCGAACGUAUGAACCCAGUGCCGGAAUGGGCGAAAGAAGCCGCAAGGCCGGCGAAGCGUCGGCGGAGGUCUUCAGCGGCUUCCAAUUCCUCGCUGUCCUCGAACGAUAUGGAUGUUGACGAUACAGAUAUCUCUACCCUUCCCUUGGCGCGACUACUUCAGAAUGCUGGUUCGUUGACCAGGACGCCGACGAGUACGAAUAAGAGACCCAAACUUCGCCCAGAAGUUCUCGAUAUACAACGAUCCAAAGACAUACCUCUCGUACAGCCAUCUGCGAUCUCCUCUUUGUCCUUCCAUCCUGAAUAUCCAGUCCUCCUCUCUUCAGGUCUAGCUUCGACCCUGUAUCUGCAUCACAUUGCACCUACCGCUCAUCCUACACCAAAUCCUUUACUCACCUCAGUCCACGUUCGAAAUACACCAAUACACACCUCAGCAUUCUUGUCUCCAAAUGGAGAUAAAAUCUUCUUUUCCGGAAGAAGGAAAUACUUCCACAUUUGGGAUAUGCCAACGGGUACAAUACAAAAGGUCACUCGUGUUUAUGGCCAGAAAGAUGAGCAGAAGAGUAUGGAAAGAUUCAAGCUGAGCCCAUGUGGAACAUACAUGGCUCUAGUAGGGACAUCCAGAAAAGGAGGUGGACUCUUGAAUAUUCUUGACGCUGCAUCUACACAGUGGAUUGCGUCAGCAAGGAUAGAAGGCAAAAAUGGUGUUGCUGAUUUCGCUUGGUGGAGGGACAGUAAAGGGCUGACGAUUGUUGGAAAGGGGGGUGAGGUAGGCGAAUGGAGCAUCGAGUCUCGUUCGUUCCUUGCUCGCUGGAUAGAUGAUGGAUAUGGUCCUACAGUCAUGACGCUCGGUGGAAAGAACGGCCCAGAAUCUCUUGGUGGUGACAGAUGGAUCGUCAUUGGCUCACAAAGCGGUAUCGUCAAUAUCUACGAUCGACGUGCUUUCGCUUCACCCAAAAACGAAAUCAUUGUCCCAGAGCGACCACAGCCUAAUAAAACGUUCGAGCAACUUACCAAGCCGACGAGUAAUCUGGAAAUUAGCCCUGAUGGGCAAUUACUGGUUUUCAGCACGAAGUGGAAGAAAGAUGCAUUACGUCUGGUGCAUCUACCAAGUUGUACUGUCUAUAGGAAUUGGCCGACGAGUCAAACGCCGCUGGGAAGAAUUACCGCUGUGGCGUUCAAUGGAGAGAGUAGUAUGUUGGCUAUUGCGAAUGAACAGGGGAAGAUCAGGUUGUUUGAGGUUAGAAGUUAG
Messenger RNA from Glarea lozoyensis ATCC 20868, 1779 nucleotides. RefSeq names its product WD40 repeat-like protein. The transcript has 2 exons. Bases 1 to 1779 code for a protein of 592 amino acids. Gene Ontology annotation, cellular component: small-subunit processome; Pwp2p-containing subcomplex of 90S preribosome. NCBI's taxonomy places the organism in Eukaryota, Fungi, Ascomycota, Leotiomycetes, Helotiales, Helotiaceae. The record is from RefSeq and is a predicted model, not a curated record. Gene Ontology annotation, molecular function: protein binding. Gene Ontology annotation, biological process: rRNA processing.